AUGUCAGCCACCGAGCAGGUUCAACUCAACAAUUUCGGGAGCAUCUUCUCCCUCGACGGCAAGGUCGCUGUCGUCACAGGUGGAUCUCGGGGGCUGGGACUCCACGCCGCCUCGGGUCUUCUCCAAGCGGGAUGCGCAAAAGUCUACAUCACCUCCCGCAAGCAAAAAGCCUGCGACGAAGCCGUCGCAGCACUAAAUGCCCUCCCCAACAAACGCCCAGGGGCCAUCGCCAUCUCUGUCCCAGCCGACAGUGCCAAAAUGGACGAGCUAGACAGACUGGUCGCUGAAAUUGGCAAGACAACUGACCACGUUGAUCUACUAUUCGCCAAUGCAGGCGCAACAUGGGGCGAAAAGUUCGACACACAUCCCGAAUCUGCCUUCUCCAAGGUAAUGGAUCUGAACGUUAAGAGUAUUUUCUACACUAUUCAAAAACUUACUACUCUCCUCACGGCGAAAGCUACACUUGAGGAUCCAUCGAGGGUAAUCAUCACCGCGUCAGUUGCUGGAAUUGGAAUCGGUAACACGGGCGAAAAUGCAACUCCGAGUUACUCUGUCUCCAAAGCAGCUGCUAUUCAUCUUGCUAAGAAUUUGGCUAUUGAACUUGGACCUCGCCAUAUUAUGACUAAUGCUAUUGCGCCGGGAUUUUUCCCUUCGAAGAUGGCUACGGGUUUGAUUGAGUUGAAAGGUGGGCUUAAGGAGCUUGAGACACAGUCGCCUAAUGGUCGGUUGGGUAAGCCUGAGGAUGUUGCGGGCUUGGUGGUAUUUUUGUCGUCGAGGGCUGCGAGCCAUUUGAAUGGGGCUGUUAUUGCGACGGAUGGUGGCUCUGUUCUUAAGGCGGCGCGUCUUUGA
Messenger RNA from Penicillium angulare, 849 nucleotides. RefSeq names its product oxidoreductase, short-chain dehydrogenase/reductase family. NCBI's taxonomy places the organism in Eukaryota, Fungi, Ascomycota, Eurotiomycetes, Eurotiales, Aspergillaceae. The transcript has 3 exons. Gene Ontology annotation, molecular function: oxidoreductase activity. The coding region runs from base 1 to 849 and encodes 282 amino acids. The record is from RefSeq and is a predicted model, not a curated record.